CGAAGUCACUUUUGGUGCAUUUUGAUAUUAACAAACCAUUCAUAUUGACAGCAGACGCUUCGCCUUAUGGAGUAGGAGCCGUGCUAAGCCAUAAGAUGUCAGAUGGUACAGAAGCGCCAAUCGCAUUCCAUUCCAGAACACUGAACGACGCACAACGAAACUACUCACAGUUGGAUCGAGAGGCACUAGCGAUUAUAGACGGACUAAAAAAAUUUCAUCAUUAUGUGUUUGGGAACAAAUUCGAAAUUCGUACAGAUCACAAACCACUUUUGGGAAUAUUCGGGCAAGACAAGGCUACCCCAGAAAUUAUAUCCCCGAGACUUCAGCGAUGGUCAUUAAUUUUAAAUAGUUAUAAUUAUAUGCUUAAGUAUGUUCCUGGUUCGACCAUUGCAAAUGCAGAUGCACUAAGCAGAUUGCCAGUGAUCGACAAUUCAACUCCAAUAAAUGAAGAGAUUCCACAAGUGCUCAUGGUCGAGACAAGUCCUGAAAUUACAGUCAACGCUGAAAAAAUUGCCAUAUUGACACAAAAGGAUCCAGUGCUAUCUAAAAUAUUGGACUGGGUGGUAAGGGGCUGGCCGAACGAAAUCGAUAUGGACGAAGCAAAACCGUUCUACCAUAAGCGGCAGGAAUUAUCCUCGUACAAGAAAUGUCUGUUGUGGGGAAACAGGGUUGUCGUUCCAGCAGCAGCCAGAGCACAAGUACUUCACAUGUUGCACGAAACUCAUCCGGGGAUUGUACGAAUGAAGAUGUUGGCGAGGAGUCAUGUCUGGUGGCCAAACAUGGAUGUUGAAAUCGAACAUGCAGUAAAAAUUUGCAACAUUUGUCAGGAAAAUCAACGCGCACCACCUAAAGCAGCUAUUCAUCCUUGGGAAUGGGCAACCGAGCCGUGGAGCAGGUUACAUAUUGACUUUGCGGGGCCGUUUCAAGGACAUCAACUCCUGAUCGUAGUGGACGCCUACUCUAAAUGGUUAGAAGUCGAGUUGGUGCCGACAACCUCCUCGUCGGCAGCAAUACGAGUGCUACGUAGCUUAUUCGCCACUCAUGGAUUACCCGACGUAAUUGUAUCAGACAACGGUACAGCAUUUACAUCGGCAGAAUUUGCAGAGUUUACAAAGAAGAACGGGAUUAGGCACACAACAUCGGCGCCAUAUCAUCCGUCCUCAAAUGGCCAAGCUGAAAGGCUAGUGCAAGAAGCCAAAAAGAUGUUAAGCAAAUUGUCGCAAGGGGAUUGGCGUACCAAACUGGCCCGAAUGCUGUUAAGCCAGCAUACAACGCCGUCAACAGUAACCGGCGUCAGUCCAGCAGAACUGCUUUUCAAGAGAAAAUUAAGAACCUGUUUAGAUCGAAUCCAUCCUGAUUUCGUGAGGGACAUGAAGCUGAAGCAGGAAACACUUAUGGAACAGUCAAAACCACCUCGGGAAUUUAAAGGUGGCGAUCCAGUUUCAGUGAGGAAUUUUGGUGAUGGUCCCAAAUGGGUUCCAGCGCAAAUCAAUAAACGUACUGGUCCAUUAUCAUACAAGGCAACCCUAGAUGACGGAAUCGUAAUCCGAAGACACACCGAUCAAAUCAUUUCCAGAAGACCACUGCAGGGCCAUCAAGAACCACCGUCAGAUGUGCAGGAAGCCAGCAUGAGCACCCGCCCAAGCAGAGACAGAAGAAUGCCUGUGCAUUUACGAGAUUUUGUUUUAACUGGGGGGAAGGAAUGUGAUGUAUGCAAGCCUGGUGAGGUCAAGGUUGGCACGCCUGCAACGGUGGGCUAGGUCGCAUGUCGUUGUAAGCACGUUUCAUUUUAUAAAUCAUCUCUGUCAAUAUAAAUAUCCAAAU
Messenger RNA from Photinus pyralis (common eastern firefly), 1824 nucleotides. RefSeq lists its product as uncharacterized. Lineage: Eukaryota; Metazoa; Arthropoda; Insecta; Coleoptera; Lampyridae. The coding region runs from base 96 to 1760 and encodes 554 amino acids. Gene Ontology annotation, biological process: DNA integration. The transcript has a single exon. The record is from RefSeq and is a predicted model, not a curated record. Gene Ontology annotation, molecular function: nucleic acid binding.